Molecule: messenger RNA, 1515 nt
Organism: Hansenula ciferrii
Lineage: Eukaryota; Fungi; Ascomycota; Saccharomycetes; Phaffomycetales; Wickerhamomycetaceae
Gene: BLH1
Product: C1 family peptidase
Exons: 1
Coding region: 1-1515 (504 amino acids)
Biological process (GO): proteolysis; response to toxic substance; L-homocysteine catabolic process
Cellular component (GO): cytoplasm
Molecular function (GO): cysteine-type aminopeptidase activity
Source: RefSeq, a predicted model, not a curated record
AUGGGUUCUGCUUCUUCAACUUUGAAAGACAAUAGAGAUAUUGAGAAAUACUCAUAUACACAAGAUGAUAGGGAUGAUGAGAUCUUAAAUGAAAAAUUGGGUUCUGUUAAAAUCACGCCACAACAAAAAUCAUUAUCAAACGCUACUACCAGUAACACUAAACCUUCAGUUAAUAAAGAUGCUGAACCAAUUGUUUUAGAUUCAAUCAAUGAAUGGGAAACUAAGUUACUUUCUGAUAAGAAGAACUUGUUAACAAUCAAUGCAUUGGCACAUAAUUCGAUUGUUAAUGUUAUCAAAAACCAUAAGCAAUUAACUAAAGAUUCUGUUGAUAUUUGGAAUACUCAAGUUUCAAUUGAAGGUUCUCCAAUCACUUCACAAAAAUCAUCAGGUAGAUGUUGGAUUUUUGCUUCAACUAAUGUCUUUAGAACAUUUUAUCAAAAAAAAUUUGAUAUUGAAAGCUUUGAAUUAUCACAAGCUUAUCUUUUCUUUUAUGAUAAAUUGGAAAAAUCAAAUUAUUUGUUGAAUAACAUUAUUGAAACAGCUGAUGAUAAAUUAGAAUCAAGAGUUGUUCAAUCAAUCUUAUCAAAUGGUCUUAGUGAUGGUGGUCAAUGGGAUUUUAUUGUUAAUUUGGUUAAUAAAUAUGGGUUAGUUCCUAAAUCUGUUUAUGAUGAUGAUUUCCAUGCUCAAAACUCUUCAGCUUUGAAUUAUGUCUUGGUUAAUAAAUUAAGAGAGUAUUCUAUUGAGUUAAGAAGAUUGAUUAAUGAAGAACAUUUAUCAAUUCCAGAGGUGAACAAAGUUAAAGAAAAACAAUUGAAAGAAGUUUAUAACAUUUUGGCAUUAUUGUUAGGUCCUGCUCCAAAAGCAUCUGAAACAUUCACUUGGGAAUAUAAAGAUAAAUCUAACAAGACACAUAUUGUUAAGACUACUCCAUUAGAUUUUGCAAGCUUAGUUGAUUUACGAAUUGAUCAAACAUUCUCAUUGAUUAAUGAUCCAAGAAAUCCAUAUAAUAAAUUAUAUACAGUUGAUAGAUUAAACAAUGUUAUUGGUGGUAAACCAAUUGAUUAUGUUAAUGUUGAAUCAUCUGUUCAAAAACAAGCAAUUGUUGAUUCAUUGAAGGAUAAUCAACCAGUUUUCUUUGGUUGUGAUGUUGGUAAAUUCCAAGACAAUGGUGUUUUGGAUACUGAAGCAUUUGAUUAUGAAUUAGCAUUCAAUACCAAGUUGAACUUGACAAAAGAACAAAGAUUAAAAGUUGGUUCUUCUGCAAUGACACAUGCUAUGGUUAUCACUGCUGUUCAUAUCGUUGAUGGUGAAAUUCAAAGAUAUAAGAUCCAAAACUCGUGGGGUGAUGCCGCUGGUAAUAAAGGUUAUUUUGUUGCUACAGAUAAAUGGUUUGAUGAGUAUGUUUAUCAAGUUGUUACAAGUACCAAAUAUGCACCAAAGAAUUUAACAGAGAUUUGGAAGAAAGGUGAUUAUCAAGUCUUGCCAAUCUAUGAUCCAAUGGGUGCUUUGGCUUGA